CCAGUGUGUAAUAUAUGCAUGACGUCAGAGGUCGCGACCUUAACUUCAGUGCGAGGACACUCUAGUCAAAAUGGCGGAGACUGAAAACGUGUCGUUAAAACAACUGUUUUCAUGGAUUACAAUGUGGGUGUUGCAGAAAAUAAAUAUGCUCCAUUAACUAGUGGAAUAUGGGUAUCUUUCAACAAGAUGAUGCUGAGGUGUAGUUAAGUCAUUAGGGAAAGAACUUGACAAAACCAGUUCCUGUAUCAUUUCCUGGCUUAUGAUGAAGAGAUCUGCUUUUGGACUUAAAGUUGCACGAGCUGCACAGAGAGUACGUUUGGCUGCAAGUGGUGCCAUGUUGCGGGGACUGCGUGUCAGUGAUGCAGCACCAGCCUGCCCGGAUCAGACUACAGCUGCAGUUCGAUCCCCUGUCAAGUGUCCACAAUUGGAAACUACCUCCUAUGACACUGACGUGGUUGUACAUUCCGGCCAGAAUAAGAGCAUCAGUGUACGUGUGGCGGACAUUCAGCCAGACCAGAUGGACAAUGUCCUCUGCCUGUUCACGUACAACUGGGAAGUGAAGUACUCCACAUGGAAAAUCACGUCCUCCAACCUCGAGUGUGAGGCUCUCCAGUUUGAGUUCUCUGAUGUCAUGUUGCCCAUAGUAACCGCUCAGUUCACCGUGACGAGUGGGAAGAACAGCGUUCCAUUGGAUAAUCCACAAAAUAUCAAAGUCCGCAUCUACAAGUGUGGUACCAUGGUAACCAACUGCAGUCAGUGCCUUAGUAUGGACCCGGAAUAA
Molecule: messenger RNA, 781 nt
Organism: Dreissena polymorpha
Lineage: Eukaryota; Metazoa; Mollusca; Bivalvia; Myida; Dreissenidae
Product: plexin-A2-like
Exons: 6
Coding region: 260-781 (173 amino acids)
Source: RefSeq, a predicted model, not a curated record